This is a messenger RNA of Soboliphyme baturini, 744 nucleotides long. The record is from the annotation of a GenBank genome assembly. NCBI's taxonomy places the organism in Eukaryota, Metazoa, Nematoda, Enoplea, Dioctophymatida, Soboliphymatidae.
AUGGCGGCGUGGUACUACGCAGUGCGCAGCGGUUACAAGCCGGGCGUCUACGAAACAUGGGAUGACUGCAAGCGCCAGGUGGACGGCUUCAGCGCGGCUGAGUUCCGCAAGUUCAAGAAAAAGCAGGAUGCCCUCAAAUUCAUAGGCAGUGCAUCGUCAGACGCAGCUCUUUACCCAGAAGAUGAAAGUGCCACCGCCGGAUCUUGGGUUCGGAACAACUUGCUGAAGGAAACAAAUCACAAGCUUCGAGAGAAGCCUCAGUUUACUCUGUCGCGAAAGAAUAUCGUUUCCACUGCCAUUCCUGUGGUUUACACUGAUGGAGCAUGUUCAGACAAUGGCGGUAAUAAUGCAGCAGCAGGGAUCGGCGUUUAUUGGGGCAAAGACGAUCCGAGAAAUGUAAGUGAGCGACUAGAAGGUAAGCAGACUUCAAAUCGUGCUGAGAUUGAAGCUUGCUGUCGAGCGGUUGAACAGGCAAUUCAUUUUGGUAUGAGGAAGAUAGAAGUUCGUACCGACAGUGCUUACGUGGUGAACGCAAUCACGAAGUGGAUGAAUAAAUGGGACGAAAACGGAAUGACCAGAAGCAAUGGACAGGAAGUACUGAAUUUGAUUGACUUAAUGCGCCUGCGACGACUCGCUGAACGUCUCGAGGUUACUUGGAAGUUGGUCAGAGGCCAUUCUGGUAAUGAAGGCAAUGAAGAGGCUGACAAACUUGCCAGACUGGGUACCGAAAAGGACGCCAAAUAG